Messenger RNA from Helianthus annuus (common sunflower), 4156 nucleotides. Its product is annotated as receptor-like protein EIX1. Gene Ontology annotation, molecular function: protein binding. Lineage: Eukaryota; Viridiplantae; Streptophyta; Magnoliopsida; Asterales; Asteraceae. The record is from RefSeq and is a predicted model, not a curated record. The transcript has a single exon. Bases 217 to 3702 code for a protein of 1161 amino acids.
UAUUAACUAUAGAUUGUGAGUUGAGGAUUUAUGUAAAACAAAAUUUUAUCCAUUGGGAACUGGAGGAUUUUUGUGGAUGAUAUUUGUGUAUUGAUUUUCCACAACGACUUGCAAAGUCUUCCAUGAUCCCUUAGCACACGUCCAUCAACAACUAUUACUUCAUGUAGUUUGUUCAUCAUAUUUCCUCACAUUCUUCUAAAAAGUUGAGGUUGAAUCAUGGGAAAUCAUUGGGUUUGGGGGCUUCAUCUCGUUUUAUUAAGUAUUUUUUUGGUUGCAACCAAAUAUACUUGUCUGGGCGCUCAAAAUUCAACAAGAAGCUGCCAUGAACGAGAGAGACUAGCACUACUCCAGUUCAAAGACAGCAUCAAAGAUGACUUUAAAAUGCUAUCAUCAUGGAUUGGCAGUGAUUGUUGCUCAUGGAAUGGAGUCCGCUGUGAUGGUGCCAACAGAAGAGUUGCCGGUCUUCAUCUCAGAGGAAAUUACGCGGACUUUGAUUCCUAUAAAGAAGAUUACUACUUAGAAGGUGAUAUGCUGAACGCAUAUUUGGCUGAGUUAAGACAUCUGCAACAUCUGGAUUUGAGCGGAAAUAAUUUUCAAAGAAGUCGGAUCCCUAAAUUCUUUGGAUCCUUCAAGCAGCUAAGCUACCUCAAUCUCUCAAAUGCAGGGUUUAGUGGUGUUAUUCCCCAUCACAUUGGAAAUCUCUCCAAUUUGAAGGUUCUUGAUCUUGGUUCAAAUGAUAUGCGCAUGCCAGAUGAUAUGGCAUGGGUUUCUGGCCUUUCCUCACUUGAGCAUCUUGACUUGACCUACGUAAAUCUUUCUCAAGCAAACAACGUUGAUAUGGCAUGGGUUUCUGGCCUUUCCUCACUUGAGCAUCUUGACUUGAGCUACGUAAAUCUUUCUCAAGCAAACAAUGUUGAUAUGGUAUUUUACAUGAUUCCUUCAUUAACAUAUUUAAGUUUGCAUGAGUGUGGACUUACUAAUGCUGAUCUUGGUCUUCACCUUAAUUCAAGUAAAAUACUUCCCAACAUUGAACAUCUGGAUCUUAGCUCCAACCAUUUUAAAGGUCAACUCCCUCACUUUUUUCAGAACUUGACAUCCUUAACGUUCCUUGAUCUUUCAUUCAAUAAUCUUAGUCUGGCAUGGAACUCUGUAAACCUGCUAAACAUGAUCCCUUCUUUAUCUGAAUUGCAUUUGUCAAGGUGUGGGCUUCACAAUGCCCCCUUUUCACCCACUUAUUUGAAUUCCAGUGCCCAUUCUAACUUACAAUAUUUUGAUCUUAGCGGUAAUUCAGUUGAGGGUAGAUUUCCAUAUGAAUUAGUGAACAUCACUUCCCUAAAAGUCCUUGACCUUUCAUCCAACAGUUUGAACUCAUCAAUUCCUGUCAUGCCUAACCUUCUAAAGCUCGAUGUUUCUUUUAAUAACUUUGAGCACAUCAAGCUUGUUGGGAUUUGGAGACAAUGUCAUCUGAAGGAAUUGAGCUUAUCAUAUAAUCAUUUUGGAGGAGAAAUGAUAGGCCCAUCAUCAAACACGUCUGAAUGUUCCCACUAUGCUUUAGAGGUGUUGGAAUCAAGUGGAAAUGAAUUAAACGGUUCGAUUCCAGAAUCUGUUGGAAAACUAAACAAUUUAAGAGUCUUACAUCUCAGUAUAAACAGUUUUACAGGUUCAAUCCCUAAAGCUUUGGAGAGAUUAAGAUAUUUAGAAGAAUUAGAUCUGCUUCAUAACAAAUUAACCGGUCCCGUUCCGACAUUCCUUGGAAACCUUACCAAACUUGACCUUUCUGAUAAUCAAUUUAGUGGUUCUAUCCCAGAAUCAUUGGGAAGAUUAACAGGUUUAACUCUUUUAAGUCUGGAAUCAAACCAGUUAACAGGUCCAAUCCCAGAAUCAUUGGGAAGAUUAACAGGUUUAACUCGUUUAAGUCUGGAAUCAAACCAGUUAACAGGUCCAAUCCCAGAAUCAUUGGGAAAACUAACAAGUUUAACUGAUUUAUAUCUGCAAUCAAACCAGUUAACAGGUCAAAUCCCAGAAUCAUUAGGAAGAUUAACAGGUUUAACUGAUUUAAAUCUGCAAUCAAACCUGUUAACAGGUCCAAUCCCCGUUACAGUUGGGCAACUCACCAAACUCGUUGACUUAGAUGUCUCUAAAAAUUCUUUAGAAGGAGUGGUUAUGGAAGCCCAUUUUGCUAACCUCUCGAUGUUGCAGUCGUUGGAUAUAUCUUCAAAUCAUAAGUUGAUUAUUAAUAUCUCACAUGAGUGGAUACCUCCAUUCCAACUGUGGUCUGUUGGACUUGGUUCUUGCAAGAUUUUAAAUGGAUUUCCACACUGGUUGCAAAAUCAAAGGAUGCUUGUGAUUCUGGAAUUGUCUAAUGCUAGCCUAUAUGGUCUUCCACCAACAUGGUUGCAGAAUAUGCCCAUGCUUGAUUAUUUAGAUCUCUCUCACAACAAACUCAUUGGAUCUUUGAUAAACCUUCCAUUUAGCGAAGAUACCAGGUUUUUAUCUCUACAAGACAACCUUUUCAAUGGGUCAAUUCCAAGGUCAAUGUGUCGAAGAAGGUUGGUUAUUCUUGAUGUUUCCAGAAAUCGGUUAUCUGGAAAUAUUCCUGAUUGUCUAGAGAAUCUACAAGAAAUGAGGAUGCUUAUGCUUGGUUCAAAUGGGUUGUCUGGAGUCGUUCCAAGUUCUUUAGGAAAUAUUACAUAUUUAGCAUGGUUAAAACUGAAUGACAAUAAGUUCAAUGGCCAAAUACCACAAGACUUGGGAAAGUUGAGAUACUUAGAAGGUUUAGAUUUGGGCAAUAACGAAUUCUCAGGAAACAUGCCAAAAUGGAUUGGAGAAAAACUUUCAGAAUUGAGGAUUCUGAGGUUGCAUAAAAACAACUUCACAGGAGGUAUUCCUCAUUCUUUGUGCAAAUGUUCAAAUCUUCAUAUUUUAGACAUUGCACACAACAACUUAACAGGAUCCAUCCCUCAUUGUUUUGGAGAGUUGAGUGGGAUGGUUGAGGCAAGAGAUGAAGAUUAUCGACAAUCUUAUGAGAGCAUUGAUGUGAUAGAUGUGAAGCAGGUUAUGAAAGGAAUCGAGCUUGAAUAUACAAAAACGAAGAAUUUAGUUGCUAAUAUGGACCUUUCAAGCAAUAAACUUACAGGAGAAAUCCCUGUAGAGCUAACUGCACUUGCUUCAUUGAUGGGUCUCAAUUUGUCUCAUAAUCAUCUGAAUGGGAGUAUUCCAGAUAGCAUUGGAAACAUGAAGGCGUUAAAUUCUCUCGAUCUCUCAGACAACCAAUUGAGAGGGACAAUCCCUCCAAGCAUGGCAGCUUUGAACUUUUUGAGCUGGAUGAAUCUGUCACACAACAACUUGUCAGGAAGAAUUCCAACAGGAAAUCAACUGCAAACACUUACCGACCCAUCAAUGUAUGCGGGUAACAGGGAUCUCUGUGGUGCACCUCUGCCAAAUAAUUGUUCCAAUCAUGAAAACCCACCAGCCACAAGAAGCAAGAACAAACACAAAAAUGCUAAUGAGCCAAAGAAUGUAUGGUUUUACUUGGACAUAACAUGUGGAUUUGCAACAGGUUUUUGGGGUAUUAUUGGAGUUUUGGCAUUCAAGAAGCAAUGGAGAAGGAAGAUUUUUAUGAUUGCAGAGGUAACCAUGGAUAAAGUAUAUGUGGUGGUUGCAGUGAAGAUUUCCAAGAUUAAAAGAGGCAGAGAAGCCUGAUGCAUUCUUAUAAAUUACAAUAUUUGUAAAAUUGUUGUUUUGCUUUUAAAUACUUAUGUUGUGCUAUAUAUAUAUAUGUAUGUAUCAUGGUUGUGUUUUAUAAAAAUAAAAAUAUUGCAAUACAUGAGAUAGAAUACAGGUGAUAGAAGAAGUGGACGAAAGAUUAGAUAUGCACAACUUACCAAUGGGUAGAAAAUCAUGUGAUGACAGUAGAUUCGCUCUAUGUUGAAAUGCCAUCCUCUAUUUGAAUUCGAUCUUCCAGCUGAGUCCUGAAUAGAAAUAAAAAGGCAACAACAGCAGCAAUGAUGAUUACCAAGAAACAAUCCAAAAAGAGGUAUGCAACAAUUGUUCAGUAAGUGAUACAAACAACUGUAGUUCAAAUAACAAAUCUCUCAUUGUUUUUCGUUCUUUAGAUUCUUUCUCGUUCUGUUGUCUUUCCUGCAAAAUCUUUACA